Molecule: messenger RNA, 3536 nt
Organism: Podarcis muralis (Common wall lizard)
Lineage: Eukaryota; Metazoa; Chordata; Lepidosauria; Squamata; Lacertidae
Source: RefSeq, a predicted model, not a curated record
GCUGGGAGCACAGCACCUCCUUCUGUCUCCAGACUGUUCUUCUCUUGACUAAAACAGACUAGGCAUGAUUAGAUCCCUCCUGCUGCUGCUGCUGUGUGUUUAAACCUAUCUGUUGUUCCAGUGAUGGAAGCAUAGAAUGUUAGAAGCAAAGUUGAUUCCUCUCUCUGCCAGCCACAAAGGAAGAUCCCUAGAUCACUGCAGGAUGCAGCUGCAACAAGGUCAUUCUUCUUCAAGAUGGCACACAAGUUGUGGAGAAGAUGGCGCUUCCCAGCAGCAAUCACAGUAGAAGACCUGCAACUGAUCUGCAUGCCUGCAAGCACCCUGCAAGCCCUGUUCUGCAGUUAUCCCCUCUGGAGAAAGAGAAGGAGCCUCAUCAGGUGUUGGAUGGGAUGGGCAAAACAGGAAGUGACAUAAUGGGUUCCCUACGUAUGUGUACUGUAUGUCUCUGGUGCAGCCUUUUCAACAUCAGUUGUGAAAAGCCUAAGGCAACCAAUGAUCUGCUCUGCAGAAUGGCAGGGCUCGGCCAGACAAGGGAAGGUUUAGGCUGGAAACAAGGUGAGAGCCAAAUUCUUGCCACACUAUGGAGACCCCUGAAGGCAGCACUAACCAAACAACCUACUCCUUGGGAAAUGCCAAAAGGAAUGUGACUUAUUCCCCAUACUACUCGCACUCACCACCUGUUGCCGCCAUCUACAUUGUCGCUUACCUGUUCAUCUUUGCCUUGUGCAUGGCUGGGAACAGCCUGGUUUGUUUCAUUGUACUGAAAAAUAGCCGGAUGAGGACAGUCACCAACCUGUUCAUUCUCAACCUGGCCAUCAGUGAUCUGCUGGUGGGCAUCUUCUGUAUUCCUACCACACUAGUUGACAAUUUGAUCACAGGAUGGCCUUUCAGCAACAGCAUCUGCAAGAUGAGCGGGCUGGUGCAGGGCAUGUCUGUUUCGUCAUCUGUCUUCACUCUGGUGGCAAUCGCUGUGGAAAGGUUCCGCUGCAUUGUCUACCCAUUUAAAUCCAAGAUCAGCCUCUUCCAGGCACUCAAUACCAUUGCCAUCAUCUGGGUACUGGCUAUUACCAUCAUGUGUCCCUCUGCUAUCAAGCUCACAGUGGCUCAGCAGGAGGACAGCUACAUGGUAUACAAUGGCAAUCAGAGCAUGACCUACCCCUUGUAUUCAUGCUACGAGGCUUGGCCCAAUAGUGAAAUGCGCAAAGUCUACACCACUGUGCUUUUUGCCCACAUCUAUGUUGUCCCGCUGACCCUCAUCACAUUCAUGUAUGGCCGAAUUGGGCUCAAGCUGUAUAGGUCCUCAGGCCCAGUAAGUCAGCACCAGGUAGUUCAUGAAGGUCAGUGCAACAUGGCGGUUUCUAGAAGGAAGGUGAAGGUCAUCAAAAUGCUUGUGCUCGUGGCUCUGCUCUUCAUGCUCUCCUGGUUACCUUUGUGGACACUGAUGCUGCUCACAGACUAUGCCAAGCUGGAUGAGCAGCACAUAAAUCUGCUUGCGAGUUACGUUUUCCCCUUUGCGCACUGGCUGGCCUUCUCCAACAGUAGUGUCAACCCCAUCAUCUAUGGCUACUUCAAUGAGAACUUCAAGAAGGGCUUCCAGGCAGCCUUCAAACUCCAAACCUGCUCUGAUGAAAUGGUCCAUCAAGGGGUCUAUGCCGAGCGGACAACCGUCAGCACCAGUGGCUUUGGUACCCGGAAUAAAAUCUUCACUGAUGGGGAGUCCUCCGAUUCAAUGUGCUUGAAGAACCUGCCCCCUCAAGCUCCUUGUGGCCCACAGGCUGGACAUGGCCAGGGACAAGGACCAGGAAUACUGCUGCAGGAUGUCAACGACAUCACACCCCUGAGCAAAGUUUGCAAAGCUUGGGAUGCCUGAGGAGGGUUGAAUCAGCAGAGAUUUUUCUGGGGUCAUUUCCGUUCCUGCAUCUGCAUCUGCCUCACAUGAAUAUGGAUGGGGAUAUUUGGGUGACCACUCAUUCAUAUUUUCUGUGUGCUGAGCAUGUUGUGGGAGUUCUUUCUACAAAUAUUAGAAAAAAAAAACAUAUGGAGGGAGUUUGUCUUCCCUCGCCUGUCCCCAAAUCCUGUAUUGGAAGCCCAAACAAAUAUGGAUUUAAAAAGAGAACAGAAUUUUUCAUUUAUUAUUUCCCCUGUUCAGCCUGUUGCUUUAUUCUUCUUUCUACGUACAUACCCUUAAAGCAUAUUCAAAGCACAUUCUUUCUCUCAAAGAAUUCCAGGCAUUGAAGUUUUUAAGGGUUGCUGGGAAUUGUCAAUUCUGUGAGGGGUAAACUACAGUGCCCAGAAUUCUUUGAGGGAAAGAAAGUGCUUUGAAAGUGCUUUAAAGGUACAAUAUGUACGCAGCUUUCUAGAUUCAAGCCUGUCAUUCUUUUCCACUCUUCCUGGGUGCAUAUUGGGUGAAAAAGGAGGAUUUGGAUACAGAACAUCCAAGCUCUUCUCAUCUGCCCUGAUAUGCCCUGAUAUGUCAUUUUUUAAACCCCCUAUGGAGCACUGCUGAUGGUACAUCUGCACUGGUGGACUUUUUUGCCAGUGUGUGAUGGGGGCUUCAUUUGGAGUUCAAGUGCCACUCUAGUGGUGUGACAGCAUGUCUUAAAGAUCCCAUGACCCACCAGAGGCUGGCUGAUGAGCUGCAGGAUAGUAGUCCAAGUGGUUUUGUAAAUAUUUUUCUGUCCAGUUUUGGAGAUUCAGAUACCAAGUGUAUAACACCAGAAAUGUUGCUAGAUAUUGAAAGGAUUUUGAGCAGGGGUCAACAGAGCGCAAAUUUGGAGGAAAAAACCAAGUGAUAAUUUAUAUGCGCAGAUGUAAAUUUCUGAGCAACUUUCAGAGAGAAACCAACAACUUUCAAUGGAGAGUAUUCCAAAGAAUGAGAGCGGCUAUUGUUGUGUGAAGAAGCUCAGAGAUUCAUGUUGUGGUAACCUUAGUGCCAAUGCUUAGCAAUGUCAAGAACAACACUGUGCUUUCAUGUUUCCAAGGAAGAAUCUCAGUUACUCGUACAGUCUACAACACAGGGAAGAUAGAGUACAGGGAACUGGAGGCUAUGGCUGCCUGGAAGGGACUGGGACCCUUGUACCACUGAGAACUGGUUGUCCAGCACCCCAUUCCCAGUUGGCAUCCUGGGCUCUGUCUCAGCCUUGACAUAUGGUCUUCGAAGAUAACUCCCUGAUGCUGUCCUUGUAGGCUCAUACUGGUGUAAUGGGGAUACUUGGAUAGGUUUUGCAUGCAAUCUCUCCCCCCCCCCAAUUUUUUAAAACUGAUUUUCCAAUAUUAUAACAAACACAACAACAACAACAACAAAAAUUACAAUAUCAAAAAACAAGCAAACAAAAAAAACAUUUAUCUUAACUGCUAUAAUCCCACUUUUGUUAUCAUUGUUGAGUGACUUCCUCAAAUCCCCCUGGUUGAGUUUCCAUAUGGCUCAUUGCAGCAGUUUUCCAACACUAUUUUCAUAUAAGAUUUACUUGUUCAAUUAACAUCUUUCUUUCUUUUCAUUUUGACUUCUAUCCAUGAUAUUAUACAAUUUUACAUAU